AUGGAUGAAAAUGAAACAUAUAAAGAAACAAGCCUAACCACAGGUUUGGUGAAUCGAGAUAGUAGUAAUGGGGGUGGCAACAUGAAAGGUGGCGAAGAUAGCGCUAAUCCGAACAAUGUUAGUAGAGAAAUAAGCAAUAGCAAUAGCAAUAACAAUAGUAAUAGCACCAAUUGGGGAAAGAAAUAUAAUUUUAAUUAUAGUAAUUUGAAUAUAAGCAAUAAAAAGUUUCUGUUAAAUAAAAAUCAUCUAUAUAUUAAGGCAGGGAUAAAACAAGGAGGUAAUAAUUCCAAAAAGAUUAUGAACAAAGGAAAUGGAGACAAUGUUAAUGUAAAUGUUAAUGUAAAUAGUAAUGAUAUAUCAAAUAAUGACAAAUUUUCUGACAAAAUAAAUACCAAUUAUAAUAUAGAAAAUUCAGGUACCGAAAAUAAUAUUUAUAAUAAACAAAGAAUUGAAUAUAAUUAUCCUAAUAUUAGUUAUAAUCAUGAUUCAGAAAAUUGGAAAAAUAAUGAAAAUGGAAUUAUGUUUAACACAAGAACAUGUACUAACAAUAACAUAAAAAAUGGUAAUAAUAAUCUUACCCAAAGAAAAAGAAGAACUAAUAAAUUUGAAACAGGAAAUCACAACUAUAAAAAUAAACAAAAAAAAUUUUAUAACACACCAAUUACCGAUUCAUUAAACAGGUAUGGUAAUAACGAUAGUAACAAAUAUUCUACAAAUAUAGAUAAUAUAAAUGGUAAUGAAGAAAAUGAACAGAUUCAAGAUUUUUCCAAUAUUGAAAAUAACAAAAUUAGUAAUGAAUUCAACAUAAAACAGUUAAACAGUAGUAAUAUUAACAAUAGUAAUAGAAAUUUAAAACAUUUAAAAAAUUCUAAAAACUUAAAUAACAAAAAAAUGUUUGAUAAUAUAUCAUUUUCAAUAGAUAAAUAUUUAAAUUCUAAUGUGAAUUUUCAGAAACAUAAUAAUGAUAAAAAUAACAAUUCAUAUGCAAAAGUUAAAAACAAAAUGACAUAUAAAAAUUUGAAAAUUAAAAAUAAAGAAAAUUUUAAUAUGUCUAACGAAACAAGAAUCCACAAUUCUACAUCUAACACAUCAAAUGAAUAUGUAAAUAAUCACAAAACGAACAUAGACAAUGCAAACAAUGCAAACAAUUUAAACAGUGUAAACAGCAUGGUUCGCGAAAUAAAUGAAGAUCAAGUAAUAGAAGAUAUGUCGAAGUCAUCUAAUUAUCCUGAUAUAAAUUUAUUAGCACAAACUUUCAAUUAUGAAAAUGUGAAAAUUUUGAAAACGCAUUUGGAGAUGAACAUAAAUAAUGCAAAUCCGAUGAAAAAAAAAAGGAAUAACAUUUAUUCUAAUAUUGAAGAAAAUAAAUAUAAUUCUAAAUUUUGCAGUUAUAUAGAAUGUUUAAGUGAGGUUUCGGAAAUAACUGACGAGGAAAAGGAUAUCGAAGAUGUUGAUAGUAGUGAAAAAAAUUACGAAAAAAAUGCCGAAAAAUAUGACGAAAAAUAUGACGAAAAAAAUGAUGCCAAAAAUAACAACGUGAGAUGGAGCAACAAUUUAAACAAUACCAGUGAAGCAUCUCAUUCAAAUUUUUCACAAAUUAAUUUAAAACAAUUUCAAAAUGAUCAAAUUAUGUUAGAUAAAAUGAAGGGGUUGUAUUCUCAGUUUGGAAAUUAUAAUUAUAAAAAUGAGCAAGUAGAAAUGUUUGGACAAAAUGAAAAUAAAAAAUUUCCAUAUUUUGAAGAAAAUAAAAAUCAAGGAAUAUUAGAAAAUGAUAAUAUAUCGAGUCCACAUCUAACUAGAUAUAGUUCAGAAAAAAAAAAUGAUUCUUUUAUAGAAGAGGAAACAGAAUUUGAUAAAUAUGGAAUGGAAGAAAUAAAUUCAGGAAAUUUAAUAGAAGCACAACAAAAUACAUCUAGUUCAAACAUAUUAAAAAACCCAAAUAAUUUGAAUAAUACAAUUUCUUCAAAUUUGAUUCAAGAAAAUGAAAUAAAUAAAUUUACAGAAUCAACUAAUCAUAUACCAAUAGAAGAUUUAUUUAUAACUUCUUAUAUGCCAUAUCCCCCUGAAAAAUAUAAUAAUAUAUAUGAUUUACAUGAAAUAAAAAUAAUAUCACCACAUAUAUUAAAAACAAUAAUUCAUAAAAAAGGAAAAACAUAUCAUUCAUCUUUAAAAGAUGGAAAAUUAAUUUUAUUAUUAGAUUUGGAUAAUACAUUAUUACAAGCAACAUCAUUUGCUAAAUUUAAUAUGGAUUUACCCUUAGAAAAUUUUAUAGGCGAAAAUGAUGAACCCGAAUUAUAUAAAUUUUUUUUACCUUAUUAUAAUUUUUUUUAUUAUUUAAAAUUUCGACCUUAUGUUCGUCAAUUUUUAGAGAUAUUAUCAUUAUAUUAUGAAUUAUCUAUAUAUACUAAUGCAACAAGAGAAUAUGCAGAUGUAGUUAUAGCUAUUUUAGAUCCUGAUAGAACCAUUUUUGCUGAUCGUAUAGUUGCUAGAUGUAGUAGUGUAGAUAGAGAUGAAAAUAAACAUUUUGAAAAAAUUUAUCCAAAUGUUGAUCCUAAAUAUGUAAUAGCAUUUGAUGACAGAAAAGAUGUCUGGUUUGAUAUACCACAUUCUCAUAUUUUAAGAGCAGAACAUUAUAAUUUUUUUGAAUUAAGUAAAUAUGAUAUUAUUUCACAUUUUAAAGAACCUAGUACAUGUAAAAAAAGAUUUGUAGAUAUGGAUAUGCAUCUACAUUAUAUGAUUAAAAUUUUUUUAAAAAUUCAUAAACAAUUUUUUGAAAAUCCAUUAAAUGUAGAUGUAGGUAAAAUUAUAGAUAAUAUUAUGCUUAGUACAUUAUCAAAUGUAGGAUUAUAUUUUACAGGUUUUAGAAAAAAUUCAAAAAAUUUGCAAAAUGUUAUUUUAUCUGAUUGUGAAGAAAGACAAAAAGAAAUAGCAUUAGAAUUAGGAGCUAAAAUAUAUUCUAAUUAUGAUGAUCCGGGUGUUACCCAUAUUAUUGCUGCUAAAAAUUGUACAGAUAAUUUAAUAAAAUCAAAACAAUCAAAUUAUAAUCAUAUAGAAAAAGUUCAUACUUUAUGGUUAUAUCAUUGUAAGGGAACUCUACAAAAUAUUAAAUCUUCAUUAUUUAAUGCUGAUGAGCUUUGUAAAAUAUAUAAUAAUAAACCUCCUUUACAUCCAAAAAAAGAUCAUUGGUUUUUUGGAAAUAAAGAUGCAGAAAAAAAACAAGAUAAUCAAAAUGAUUGUAUUAAAGUUGAAAAUCUGAAAUCUCGUAUAUUUCUAGGUACUGGUGAAUAUACAAAUGAUGCUGUUAUAUGCUCUCCUUAUGAACAAAUAAAUAUUAAAUGGAUAGAAAAAGAAGUUAAAUUACGACAAAUUUAUGAUAAUGUUUCAAAUACGGUUACACAAGAUCAAAUAAUAGAUCAUCGAUUAGUUGAAAAAAGAAACAAUGAUGAGACAGAAAAAAAUAUUAGAAAUUCAAAUUUUGUACUUGCCUCUGAUUUAGAUAUUUCUGAUAAAGUUAUUCAAAAUGACAAACAAUAG
Messenger RNA from Plasmodium yoelii, 3534 nucleotides. RefSeq names its product NLI interacting factor-like phosphatase, putative. The record is from RefSeq and is a predicted model, not a curated record. Bases 1 to 3534 code for a protein of 1177 amino acids. NCBI's taxonomy places the organism in Eukaryota, Apicomplexa, Aconoidasida, Haemosporida, Plasmodiidae. The transcript has a single exon. Gene Ontology annotation, molecular function: RNA polymerase II CTD heptapeptide repeat phosphatase activity.